CGACCCCAUUUUUGAUCAUAACAUCGCCGCUAUUCUCCUUUGCCAAUUCUAGCAAGUUAGCCAUGUCUAUGGUCCGUCUGUAUCAUAGAUAAAGAAAUAUAUGGUCUGUAUAAUAUACCUAUCUGUCACUUUGUUUUGACAGCGAAAGCGGUCAAAAUGUCGGCCCACAAGACUUUUAUUAUCAAGCGGAAGCUGGCUAAAAAACUAAAACAGAACCGACCUAUUCCUCAAUGGGUUCGAAUGCGCACGGGGAAUACAAUCCGGUACAAUGCUAAGAGGCGUCACUGGAGAAGGACAAAGCUCAAGCUGUAAGCUUGAUAUUGUAAUCAUAAGUGUCUAAUAAAUUUCCUCUCGAAAA
Messenger RNA from Plodia interpunctella (Indianmeal moth), 358 nucleotides. RefSeq names its product Ribosomal protein L39 (gene RpL39). Lineage: Eukaryota; Metazoa; Arthropoda; Insecta; Lepidoptera; Pyralidae. The record is from RefSeq and is a predicted model, not a curated record. Gene Ontology annotation, biological process: translation. Gene Ontology annotation, cellular component: ribosome; cytosolic large ribosomal subunit. Bases 157 to 312 code for a protein of 51 amino acids. Gene Ontology annotation, molecular function: structural constituent of ribosome. The transcript has 3 exons.